Pieris rapae (cabbage white) is the source of this 4850-nucleotide messenger RNA. RefSeq names its product beta-1-syntrophin (gene Syn1). The coding region runs from base 181 to 1728 and encodes 515 amino acids. The transcript is spliced from 7 exons. The record is from RefSeq and is a predicted model, not a curated record. Gene Ontology annotation, molecular function: structural molecule activity; protein binding. Gene Ontology annotation, cellular component: intracellular anatomical structure; dystrophin-associated glycoprotein complex. NCBI's taxonomy places the organism in Eukaryota, Metazoa, Arthropoda, Insecta, Lepidoptera, Pieridae.
AUAGGUCACUUGUUUCUUAAAUAAUUUUUAGUAUUAUAUCUAUAUUUUUACUUAACUUGUGGAUUUAUUAUUUUAUAAUGCGUAAAAAUGGCUUUGAUUAUGAAUGAUAUUGUUUGAGUGUUUUUAGCACUUGCUUUGACUAACUACUUGCGUUUUAAAACGAACUAUUUGUGAUUGAAAAUGGUGGAAAAUGGGGGUUCUAGUGGAGGAAGUGAAAGCCCUAAUGCCACUUGUGUACGAUCAGGAUUGCUGGAGACGCUUGUUCGGGGUGUAUGGUAUCGCGUCCAUUGCUGUCUUGAAGACGACUAUUUAAGUGUUUGUUUAGAUGAUGGAUACGACGCAACUACUACGCUCAAUGGUACCUUAAAUAAUAACAAUGUGGAAACUCCAAACAGUGAUUUUACAGAGGUACCAGAGGCAAUAGCAAACCAAAAAAGAGUUGUACAAGUGGUCAAAUCUGAUAACAAUGGUCUUGGUAUAUCAAUAAAAGGAGGAAUUGAGAAUAAUAUGCCUAUACUCAUAUCAAAAAUCUUUAAGGGUAUGGCAGCAGAUCUUACAGAACAGUUAUAUGUAGGUGAUGCUAUUUUAUCAGUUAAUGGUGAAGACUUAAAAGAUGCAACUCAUGAAGAAGCAGUAAAAGCCCUCAAAAGAGCUGGAAAAAUGGUUCAAUUGGAAGUCAAAUAUCUACGUGAGGUGACUCCUUACUUUCGCAAGGCCUCAAUCAUCAGUGAGGUUGGUUGGGAAUUACAGCGUGGGUACAUGAUGGAAACACCACCAUCGCCACCUUCACCUCGACGCAGACGCGCCGAUACUCGAUAUGUGCCCUUGUUAAUGGCCUGUGUUGCUAAGAACCUUCGUCAUCAUGAUCCUGAGGAGCGUACUAUCGAGAUUUAUUCCCCUGAUGGUGUUCACGCGUUAGCAUUACGAGCAACUUGUAGUAACACAGCUUCAGGCUGGCAUCGUUCGCUUCACGCGGCGGCAAGAAGGGCUUGCCGGGCUGCUUUGGCCCGUGCUAGGCCAAGACUCCGACCUUUGAUUGGAGAUGUGAGAUACGCCGGCUGGCUGGCUAGAAGACCGCCUCAAGACAUUGGUGCGUCAGCGGGAUCCGAUGAGUCAGAUGAAGCUGAAGGAUGGCAGCCGACAUUCGUCGCCAUUACGGAUCGUGAACUAAGGCUAUAUGAAGCCGCCCCGUGGUCGGCUGAGGCCUGGUGCGCGGCCAGCGAGUGUUUUGGGCUGGCUGCUACCCGCUUAGCAUGGUGGCGAAGGGGAGGUGCCGGGGCUGCAGCCCUCGGGGUGAGAGCAGGCACUCCUGCGGGACUCGCGGUGCGUUCUCUACGGGCGGACACCCCACACGAUCUUGCAGCGGUUGCAGGCGCUUUGGUAGACGGCGCUCACCAUGCAGUGCGGGAACAACCCGAGUUUACUUUUCGUUGCCGAUACCGCGGCGCCUGUGGGCGAUUAUCUCUCGGUGCGAGUGGAGUAUGCGUGUGGGAGGCAGCGGGGUCCCUCGGCCGUGGUGGGGCAAGGGCUCUUUACCGACGACCUUUGCACGCCCUUAGGGCCUCCGCUGACGAUGACCGUACAGCUCUGUGGUUGCACUUCGCUGACGAUGAUACUCUGGAACUAGACAUGGAAGGCAGUCCAAAACCAGCUGUGUUUAUUCUGCACAAUCUCUUGUCCGCGCGAGUUCAUUCCCUACCGGGCGAAGCGUCGGCUCAACCGCUAUAACACGAGGAUGAUGACCGAGGACUUCGAAAUGAAUAGGCAAUAUUAGAUCCAAUUCAUUCCGCUAGGGGCGCUAUCUAGCCAAUAUGGCUAAUAUUCAUUUGACACUUGACGUUUGACAUUGACAUAAAAAAUUAACAAUACAACAAAACGCGCGAAAUUACAUGCGCUAUCUAUGAAGUAUUUCACAGUACACUGUUACUCUAUUCUCAUUUAUAUUAAUUAAAUUUUAGUUUAUUCUUCGGAAUGCGCUAUGGCGUUGUGUAAUUUACUUGCAUUACGUGUAAAGUAUGAAACAACUGUUUUUACCUGCGCCCUCUAGUACUGUUAUUUUGCAUAAUAUUUCCUGUGAAAGUUUUUGAAGAAACUAGUAUAUUUAAUGCUUAGAUGAUAUUAUACCUUUUGGCAAGACAACAUCUUCGUCAGAUGGAUAGAUCGAAAGCGAACAAAUAGAAGAUGAGUGUACUGGGGUAGAAAAUAGGCAAUAUCUUAACAAUUAUUUCAUAUCAUAGUCACAUUGCUUUAUUGCGUGUAAAUGGCAUUGAAAAUGGUUUUUCUAUUGAAAAAAUAGCCUGCUUAAUAUUAAGAUAGGAUGCCAUAGUUGGGAAGUAUGACAAUAUGUGAACAAGUCCUUUCUUCAAUAAUUUAAGAAAUUAAAUUGUUUUAAUAUGGCUACAUUGAUAAGUUACCGACAUUUUAUAAUUAUCAAUAUAAAUACGAUUUUUUAUUCGUAUAAGAGUUAAAUAAUCCUCAGAUCAAUACAAUCGGUCGCUGUUAAAAUUUCUUCCAAAGAAUGAAUCUCUUAUAUUUUACUAAUUAUUUUUUAAUCUGCGACAAGUGACGUUGUUUACAAUAUAUUUUUUUAUAUUUUUUUUUGUUGUUUAGAUAUAUAAAUUAGUUGUAGAAUUUAUACAUUCCCAGAAUGUAGAGUAGAUUUGCUUUAAUUAUUGUAAUUGUAUUAAGUCAAUAUUGUAGAUGAUGUGUAAUCUCAUGUAAUUUAGGAUUGUAAUAUUUAUUGUUGCGGAUCGACAUAAUAAUAUUUUCUCGUAUUUUCGCUACAAUAAUUGUAAGCGAAGCGUUCAAUUGAUUUAAUAGGAGUUAUACGUCCGAUAGUGAGGAGCAACAAUUCACGAGGUUAUAGGCCUAUCCGGUUUUUUUUAUGUAAAGUGAACUUUAGCAUCAAAAACACCUUAAAAUUCGGAUAUGGAUCUGUAUUUUUAUAGCACUUUCUUCCAAUUGUCGAGUUGAUAGAUCCACCAUCUUGGAACCAUAUCCACCAUACAACUGCCGUGACGCAACGCGUUUUGGACUAGCAAUUGACCAAUCACAAUCGAACGGACCCAUCGUUUCGUCUUUCCGGUUGUGCAUUCAUAAGCACGGAAGUCGGCGUUAUCCGUAAGAAGGUAGUCUAAGUGACGUUGGGUGACUAAGUCACGUUUUGCUGUUCACAAGGAAUGACCCAAUGAUGUAUAUAAAAUCAAUUGAAUGCUUUUUUUUAAUGGUCAGCUCUUUCUCAUGUUUCAUAAUCUCUACAUUCUUAUGUAUGGAAAACAUAUAUCACGAUAGGUUACAAAGCAAUGUUUCUAUAUUCAUGUCUUCGGAGUGAAAAGGCAAUAGUUAGUGUUUUAAGUGUUUCAUAAGGUAGUUUUAAGGAUCACGUAUGCGUAGUAUUAUAGUGAUUAGUCAUUUUUUAUGAAAUUGUCGUGAGAUAAUAGAAUCGAAAUUCAUGGCGUAAAAAGUAGGAUUUUAUAAAUUUUUGACGUUUCGAUCGAGCCUUUGACGGUUAGGGGGUCAAAGUCAAAUGCUUUAAAAAGAAAAUAAUAACUUGGUUUUUAUAUCCGCUUAAUAUUUGCUUCAUAACAUCUCAUAUCCAGACCGUCCAAACACUCAUUUCAAUAAUUCCUUUAUUCUUACCCAAACUUCCUCUACUGAGAAAUUACUGCUUGCUGUAAAUAUACAUACUAUUAUCUUGCGACAAUUAACCCGAGGUUACCAUGAUGUACCGAUUUUUAUAUAAUAAAUCGUUACACAAUGAUAUUGAUAUUAAAUAUACAACCACAGAGUAAGAUUCAAAUUAAUCAAUACCUCAUGAAUCAUCUCAAAAUCUGAUACUCAUUGUUAUAGAAUAGACAACAUUGGAAUAAAAUAUUUUGCCUCUUCCAUUUGGAUCCUACUACCUUGUAUAUAUAUUAUUAUAAUGUGUUGGUUGGUAUUAUAACAUUAUAUAUUCCACCCUUAACGUUAAAUUCGACUACCUAAUACAAUCAUUUUUAUUUACGAUAUUGCAUUGAUAUUUAAAUAUAGGAAUCGUUUAAUGAAACUAACGUGAUACAUCGAUUGAUUAACGAUUUAUAAAAUCCAAAAAAACAUAAGUUUUAUGGAUGAAAACAUUGUGGUUUAUUGGAUAGGAUAUCCAAAAUAUUGAAAUUUAAAGACUAAUGUUUGUAAUCAUAUCAAUUACGUGGAAACAUAUACAUAUAAUUAACUGAAACUAUAUCUCUUAGGAUUUCUAAAGACAUUACUCUAUAGACUUUUUACAACUGCUAGCUACUGUGACUUUUAACAUUUUAUCGCGUAUUAGCAAUUUAAAUAAUAAUUAUAUGCGAAAUAUUUCUUGCUCCAGACACCUUUUUAAAUUUGACAUUACUUCUGAAACUCAAAUGAUUAAACACUUUAAUAAACAAUAUCUAGUUUUCGAAUUAAGAAGUGCUUGGGGCAGAUUAUAUUUUCCUAAAAUCCCUGAGAUGAUAAAACAAAUUCAUGAUGAAUCCAUGAUGUUCUGCUGUUUUAUGAUCGAUGGGAUGCUUUAAUGAUUCGUAACCAAAAUCACAACCAAUGAUCGCAUAAACUAAUAAGUUUUUUGUACCUUAUAAUUUAAGUUUAGUGAUUGCACUGCCAAUAAUAUAUUUUUACCUAUACUUUUAAGAUUUGGCCUCGUUAUAUUUAUUUUAACUUGUUAUUUUGUUAUGCUAUUAAUAUCUUAACACGUUUACUGUUAUUUUAAUUAUACGUAUGUGUGAGCAGAGGUGGAUUUUGAUCACUGUAUAUCAAAUGUAUGUGAUCGAUUGGUAUGUGAGAUUUCAUCAAUACUUAGAUUGUAAUUUACUAUUAAAACAACGAAGAAA